AUGGGUACUUUUGCGUUUCUGCUCUCGGUGUCGUAUCUUCUGGCCGGAGUGUCGGCGGUGCCUCGUCAGCACGCCCAGACCAAGGCAUGCGAUACCCCCGAGGAAGGGUAUCAGUGCUCUCCCAAGAUCUCCCAUCUGUGGGGUCAGUACUCGCCCUACUUCUCCCUGGAUGAGGAGCGGGCCGACUCCAGCGAUGUGCCGGAUGACUGCGAGGUCACCUUUGUGCAGGUGCUGUCGCGCCAUGCCGCGCGGUUCCCCACCGCUAGCAAGAGCGCCAAGUACAAGAAGCUGGUGAAAGCGAUCAAGGCCAAUGCCACGGAGCUCAAGGGCGGCUACCAGUUCCUGAAGACGUACGAGUACACCCUCGGCGCGGACGACCUCACGCCCUUUGGCGAGCAGCAGAUGGUCAACUCCGGCAUCAAGUUCUACCAGAAGUACAAGUCGUUGGCCCGCAAGGCGGUGCCCUUUGUUCGCGCCGCCGACUCCGGCCGCGUCAUCCUCUCCGGCGAGCGCUUCAUCCAGGGCUUCCAGAAGACCAAGGAGGCGGACCCCAAGGCCAAGAAGCAGGCCGCGCCCGUCAUCAGCGUGAUCAUCCCCGAAGGCGAGACCUUCAACAACACCCUGGACCACGGCGUCUGCACCAAGUUCGAGAAGGAUGAGUCCGGCGACGCGAUCGUGGACAGCUUCGUGGCCCUGUUCGUGCCGCCCAUCCGUGCCCGCCUGGAGAAGAACCUGCCCGGUGUGAAGCUGAAGGACGGGGACGUCGUCAGCCUCAUGGACAUGUGCUCCUUCGACACCGUGGCGCGCACCGCCGACGGCAGCCAGCUGUCGCCCUUCUGCAACCUGUUCACCCACAAGGAGUGGCUGCAGUACGACUACAAGCAGUCCCUGGACAAGUACUACGGCUACGGCGCCGGCCACCCGCUCGGCCCCGAUCAGGGCAUCGGCUUCGUCAACGAGCUCCUCGCGCGCAUGACCCAGACCCCCGUGCAGGACCACACCUCCGUCAACACCACCCUGGACUCCAACCCGGCCACCUUCCCCCUGAACCACACCAUCUACGCCGAUUUCUCCCACGACAACACCAUGGUCUCCAUCUUCUUCGCCCUCGGCCUGUACAACAGCACCGAGCUCCUGUCCAAGACCUCCGUCGAGUCCACCAAGGAGUCCGACGGCUACUCCGCCGCCUGGCUCGUGCCCUUUGCCGCCCGCGCCUACUUCGAGCAGAUGCAGUGCAAGGGCGAGAAGCAGCCUCUUGUCCGCGCCAUCAUCAACGACCGGGUCGUGCCGCUGCAUGGCUGCAACGCUGACAAGCACGGCCGCUGCAAGCUGGAUAAAUUUGUGAAGAGCCAGAGCUUUGCCCGCUCUGGAGGCAACUGGGCCCAGUGUUUUGCUUAG
Aspergillus clavatus NRRL 1 is the source of this 1398-nucleotide messenger RNA. Its product is annotated as histidine phosphatase family protein. The transcript has 2 exons. NCBI's taxonomy places the organism in Eukaryota, Fungi, Ascomycota, Eurotiomycetes, Eurotiales, Aspergillaceae. The coding region runs from base 1 to 1398 and encodes 465 amino acids. Gene Ontology annotation, molecular function: acid phosphatase activity. The record is from RefSeq and is a predicted model, not a curated record.